This is a messenger RNA of Strongyloides ratti, 564 nucleotides long. RefSeq lists its product as hypothetical. The transcript has 2 exons. NCBI's taxonomy places the organism in Eukaryota, Metazoa, Nematoda, Chromadorea, Rhabditida, Strongyloididae. The record is from RefSeq and is a predicted model, not a curated record. Bases 1 to 564 code for a protein of 187 amino acids.
AUGAGUGCUAUAAAUUGUAGCUCACUAAACAGUACUUUUUUUGUCCCAACCCAAAAAAAUCCUAGUAGAAGAAUUCGAGAAAAUUUACCUAUUGGUUAUAUUAAUUCUGGACUUCAACAAAACGAUGAUUAUGAUGAUUCUAAUAUUAUUGAAAUCAAAAAAGAAGAUAAGGACAGUAGAAAUUCAUUGACUGUUGCAUUUCCAAGCUUAAUUGUUAACAAAAUACAUGAUAUAAAUCAACUUGAAGCAAAUUGUUUUUCUAAUACAAUGAAAGUAGCCAAAAAUGUAGUUAAAUCUGAAUGCCGUUUAGAACACUAUAAAUGUUUACUUCAAAAAUUAGAAAAUGACGUUAUUGUGUUUGAAGAGAAAUGUAUGGAUCAUGGAUUGAAAAUAAAUUUAGUUAAACUAGAAUUAAAGAGUUAUGAAGAAACAAAGAAAAAUUUUAUUGACAAACAUGGGAAUAUGCUAAGAAUGGGAAAACCAAAUAUAAUACAACUCAAAUAUGAUUUGGAACGUAUUAUUAAAUUUCGUAAUAACAUCAUAAAACUAAUUGAAAAUUUAUAA